Racocetra fulgida is the source of this 303-nucleotide messenger RNA. The record is from the annotation of a GenBank genome assembly. NCBI's taxonomy places the organism in Eukaryota, Fungi, Glomeromycota, Glomeromycetes, Diversisporales, Gigasporaceae.
AUGAAAAAAUUAUAUGGCAACAAAAUCCGGAAAGAAGCUGGUGUCAUUAAAACGAUAAAGCGUGCCAAAUUCCUUCGAGGAAAAUUUAGUGAGGAAAUUGUUCAUGAGAUUCAAGUAGUUGAACGAAUCGUUAAAGAAGUGGUUGAAAAAAUUAUGGAAGAAACAGCUGAAGUUUUUGGCGUAUUUGUUGAAGCUGCUAAACCGAAAUUAAAUGAAGUUGUAUCUGAAACUCAUGCUUUGCUUAUACCUCAAUCUUUGCUUAGAAUAUUUAGGCUUUCAGAGAAUAGAUAUAUGAUUCGGUAA